Elaeis guineensis (African oil palm) is the source of this 1971-nucleotide messenger RNA. Lineage: Eukaryota; Viridiplantae; Streptophyta; Magnoliopsida; Arecales; Arecaceae. The record is from RefSeq and is a predicted model, not a curated record.
ACCUCAUGUUCUCAAAAAAAUUUCCUAGCUUGCUAUCUGUUUGGCCACAUCAGGCCGCCUCAAUUUCUACUUAACAUGCACAUCUAUUUGCAGACGACUCUUUCUCAUCUCAUAGAUUCCAUCUCAUCAUUGAGAAAGAGCAAAGGGAGGUGAGAAAGAGAUGGAGAAACCAAGCGUGGAGUCUCCUUUGCUCCCAAGUUCUGAAAAGAGAGGAGGAGAAGUCUUGGCUGAGGUUAAGAAGCAGCUAUGGUUGGCAGGACCUUUGAUAGCAACAAACUUAUUGCAGACGAUUCUCCAAGUGAUAUCGGUGAUGUUUGUUGGCCAUCUUGGAGAGCUUGCUCUCUCUGGUGCCUCUAUGGCCACUUCCUUUGCUGGGGUCACGGGUUUCAGCUUGUUGCUGGGAAUGAGUAGUGCCCUAGAUACCUUGUGCGGACAAGCCUUUGGAGCAAAAACUUAUCACAUGCUCGGUAUACACAUGCAAAGAGCUAUGCUAGUCCUCAUGCUCGCAAGUAUUCCACUUGCUGCUGUCUGGGCUUACACAGGACAAAUUCUUGUGCUUUGUGGGCAAGACAGAGAGAUAGCAACAGAAGCUGGAUUAUAUGCUCGAUGGAUGAUCCCAAGCCUUUUUGCAUAUGGCCUCGUCCAAUGCCAUGUUAGAUUCUUGCAAACUCAAAAUAUAGUCUUCCCAAUGGUGCUUGCUUCUGGGUUUACAGCAUUGCUUCACAUCCUUGUGUGUUGGAUUCUGGUAUUCAAGUCUGGCCUUGGCAGUAGAGGUGCUGCUUUGGCCAAUUCUUUCUCUUAUUGGAUGAAUGUGUUGCUAUUGGCACUUUUUGUGAAGUUAUCCCCUGAUUGUAAGAAGACUUGGACUGGCUUUUCAAGAGAAGCCUUACAUGACAUUAGCAACUUCAUUAGACUAGCUGUUCCAUCAGCUGUAAUGGUUUGCUUGGAAUUCUGGUCGUUUGAAUUACUUGUACUUCUUUCUGGUCUUCUUCCAAAUCCGAAGCUAGAAACAUCAGUGUUGUCAAUCAGCCUCAACACCGCCUCAAUGGUAUUUAUGGUUCCUUUUGGCUUCGGUGCUGCAGUAAGCACACGCGUUUCUAAUGAACUUGGUGCUGGGCGUCCACAAGCUGCUCGGUUAGCAGUACGUGUUGUGGUGUUUAUGGCCAUCGGACAAGGCUUGAUCGUAGGAUCGACCAUGGUCUUUGUGCGCAAACUCUGGGGUUAUGCAUAUAGCAAUGAAGAGGAAGUGGUGAAUUACGUGGCAGUAAUGUUGCCAAUUCUUGCAACCUCCAACAUGAUGGAUGGGGUGCAAUGCGUACUCUCAGGGGUCGCCAGAGGCUGCGGUUGGCAGAAGAUUGGAGCUGUUGUGAAUCUUGGAGCUUAUUACUUAGUUGGCAUUCCUUCAGCUAUUCUUCUAGCAUUUGUCCUCCAUGUUGGAGGAAAGGGUCUUUGGAUGGGAAUCAUAUGUGGCCUUGCUGUACAAGUUUUGCUGCUUUCGACAAUUACUCUGUGCACUAACUGGGAGAAAGAGGCAAGCAAAGCCUGAGACAGAGUGUACAACUCCACCAUUCCCAUCGACAUGGAGACAUGAUACAUCAAGUAGCAUAGUAUUUGAGAUGUAAACUCCCGUAUUAUAAGACAGUUGUACUUUUUCCUCAAAUUUCUUUCACCAACCAUGUAUGUGUGCGUAUAUAUAUGGCUUUCUACUCCACGGAGAAAAGAGAGAACAAGAGAGGCAUGGCGACGAGUCUUCCUCCCCUCUCAUCAAAAGGCGGCACCACCAUCCAACGGCGGAUUAGGGCGCCAUUCAAUGGGAGGAGCAGACGUCCCACCAAAUUUAAAAAAACAUCAAUCAUCUGAUCUUGAUCGAGCAGCACUGAAUUAGUGCGACCUAGUUUGGAUCCGUAUGAUAUGUUUUCAAAAAGCAUGUGCGCACAUAUUUUUUUUUUUGGUAAAAAUAGUGCAUUCAAA